GCUCAUCAGGGAGGCCAGCUGGAUGGCCCACGCGCACCGGGCCCUGCUGGCGUCGCGCCUCGUGCUCGCCCGCUCCUACGCCUUCGCCUACUACAUGUUCGGCGACGAGGUGCGCACCUACCCGUCGGAGAAGGCCAACCUGCCCAUCGCCAAGGUCCUGUUCGAGGACCAGCAGUGGCAGCUGGAGGAGAACGCCGAGAAGCUGUCCAAGGUGCUCGCCACCGAGGCCAAGCCUGUGCUGGCCGAGGAGGAGGUCCUCCGGGCCAUGCAGGAGACCUCCAACCUCGCCAAGAUCGUCGACACGCACUGCAGGGAGAUGUACAAGUGCAUCCAGGACGAGCUGCUGCCGCUGCUCCUGGAGCCCAUGACCAUCGCCCCCUAUCGCCCCGAUGGACCCGACAAGGCCAAGGAUCUGCCGGCGCCGUGAGAGGGAUGAGCGCAGGAAGCCUAUCUCGGCCUGCAUCGACCGCGCCUCCCUACUCUAUCCAGACAAAAGGCGCCGUGAGAGGGAUGAGCGCACGAAGCAUAUCUUGGCCUGCAUCCACCGCGCCUCCCUACACUACUCUAUGCAGAGCUGCUGGUUACCUCUUCCUACGGUGCUCCAUCGGCAACAGCAAAUAAGUUAGGCCAGCUCGCGAUAAUAAAACUCCCUCCCUAUAUAUAGUUAGCCUAUUAAGAUAGAAUUCAUCAUUAUCUGUUGUUGUUGAAACUGGUACUGGAAAAGACGGAUGAAAUUCGAUG
This is a messenger RNA of Triticum dicoccoides, 741 nucleotides long. RefSeq names its product probable E3 ubiquitin-protein ligase ARI3. The transcript has a single exon. NCBI's taxonomy places the organism in Eukaryota, Viridiplantae, Streptophyta, Magnoliopsida, Poales, Poaceae. The coding region runs from base 23 to 427 and encodes 134 amino acids. The record is from RefSeq and is a predicted model, not a curated record.